Aspergillus aculeatus ATCC 16872 is the source of this 2123-nucleotide messenger RNA. Its product is annotated as transcription factor TFIIIC subunit TFC1. The transcript is spliced from 5 exons. The record is from RefSeq and is a predicted model, not a curated record. Gene Ontology annotation, biological process: transcription initiation at RNA polymerase III promoter. Gene Ontology annotation, cellular component: transcription factor TFIIIC complex. NCBI's taxonomy places the organism in Eukaryota, Fungi, Ascomycota, Eurotiomycetes, Eurotiales, Aspergillaceae. Bases 22 to 2031 code for a protein of 669 amino acids.
CCCCCCCCAAAAAAAAUUGCCAUGACAGACUCCACGGAGUCCAGAACGGCUCCGUUCUAUUCUAUCCCCGCUCGCCGCAUGGUCAGCGUGGAACAUCCCGCUAUUAUCAAAAAUGUCGACAAAGCCCUUGACACCCUCCGCGGCGAUGCAGGCAUCACGCGAAUCCUCAACCCUCCCAAGGCGGACAGCCCGGCCAGGCUCUUCCUCCGGCCGGAGGAUGCCAUGUCCAGACCGAUGAAGUCGAUCAGCUCGACGGCCAACAACAUCCUAGUCAAGGUCACAGUGCCCAAGCGGACGGGUCGCAAACGCAAGAAGGGCUCCGAUGAGCCAUUUGCCGGGGUUCCCAUCACCACGGGGCAUGUGGAAGCGCCGCGACGCAGCGCGCGGGAGGUGCUGCAGAGCCUUCGCGACAAUGUCGGGGGGUAUCAAGUAGAGCCGGUAGGGAUGAUCGAGCGGACGCAUGUGUUUCGAGGAAUGCCCGACUUUGUCUUCUCGACGGCAUCGAGCGCAUUUGCGAACAAGUUCCGCGAGCAUAUCUUGCCGUUUGACUACGAGAAGAUGAAACAGUUCGAUCUGGACAUGACCAAAGGAAUCACCUCGAAUGUGGACAUCAUCCCUCCCCCCUCCUUCAGCCACGGCGACCUGCCCUUCAACUACAUCUACCGCCAAAACCCAACCAUGCAGAAAUCCAUCGACACCACCGGCAAAAUCACAACCGUGAACACCCAACGCACGGUAAAGGUGCACACGCACCUCGUCCCCUACGACAUCCCCGAAGUCCCCACGCAACCGCGGGACAACUGCCCCCCAAUCUCGACCCUGGACCCCACACUGCAAGAAACCAUCACGAUCCUGCAGGGCCUCUUCAGCUCGCGACCGGCCUGGACGCGACGAGGUCUACGCAACGCGCUGCCCACCGUCGAGAAGCGAUACGCCCUACGGCACGCGAUCCCCUACGUAGGCUACGUCUUCCGCUCAGGACCGUGGCGCGACGCGAUCAUCCGGUUCUCACACGACCCGCGCACCUCCCCCGAGAACCACAUCUACCAGACGCUGAUGUUCCAGAUCCAACCGCGCGACGCCGACGUCGCGCGCGACGGCUACUUCGGCGCCAGCACUACUGGCAUCAACAACAACAAAGACGGCGCCCGCCGCCACGCCUACUUCCGGCCCAACGAGGUCCCGCAAUUCGACCCGACCGCCUCCUUCCACAACCAACUGCACCACCAACCGGGCCAGCUGCCCACGGACACCCACCUCUUCACGGGCCAACCGCCGCUGGCCCGGGACGGCCGCAUGUGGAUGUACUGCGACAUCCAGGACCCGAUCCUCCGCAACAUCCUCUUCCCAUCCGAAAACCCGGCAGCACCGCCGCCGGGCUUCCUGCGCGACAAGUGCGACGUGCUGACGGACGGGUGGUACGGGAACGGCACCCUGGCCAAGUUCAAGACCAUCAUGCGCCACAAGGUGCUGGCGUUGCUGGACGACCGCGCCACCGACGACGCCGAGUUCGCGCAGAUCCUCUCCUUACCGGAUUAUGCCACCCCGGAGUCCAUCAACACCGACUUCUGGUUGGAUCCCGCCACCGCCACCUCCAAGAGUACCAUGAUGGCCACGGAGAUCCGCGCUAUCAUCAAGAGUGCGCCGGCGUUUCGGGAGCGGGCCGCCGCGGAUAAGCGGGCGGGGAAGCGACGGAGGGGUCGGGGGAUGGCUACGCGGCGGAGUGCGGCGGGGCGCCGGGUGCAGUUCCGGGAGGAUGUGGUUGGUGGGGAGGAAGAGGAUGUGGAGGAGGACGAGGAGGAAGAGGAAGAGGAGGAAGAGGAGCAAAUAGAUACACAGGGAAUGGAGGUUGGGGAGGAGAUGGGUGAAGGGGAGGAGGAGGCUUAUGAGCAGGAGGAGUUGUUGGAAGCUCAGGCGGCGGAAGCGGCCGCUGCGGUGUCGGCUGCAGUGGAGGAGGAUGAGGAUGAGGCGGAGGAGGAGGACGAUGAGGGCGAGAGUGAGCAAGAUGAGGACAUUGAUACCUUCAGAUGAUUACGACUAUCUGGGAGCUGAGAUACAACUGAAGUACACAAGUAUAUUAACAAGGUAUCAGAUUUUAUCAAGUUUCAUUUAUUGUAGCUAGC